GCCAACACACACACACCACACACACACACACACACACCCUGGAUGUCUUCUGUAAUAUGAUCUACUGGAAGAGUAUUCUCCUGAUUUUCCUGGCUGUGGGGGUUCAGGGAGAGGAGAAAACGUUUUUCAACUGUGGGGUAGGAGAGAGAGAGAGACAGAGAGGUGGAGUGAGAGACAGAGAGAGGGGGAAGAGAGAGAAAGAAGAAUAAGUGUUCAACUGUGAGGUAGGAGAGAGAGACAGAGAGAGAGGGGGGGGAGAGAGAGAGACAGAGAGAGAAAAAAAACCAUUUUCAUCUGUGGAAGGUAGACUAGAGAGAACUUUUUCAUCUGUGGAUAGGAGAGAGAGACUGAGGAAUUGAAUCUGUGGGAGGUAGGAGAGAGAGACAGAGGAAUUGAAUCUGUGGGAGGUAGGAGAGAGAGACCGAGGAAUUGAAUCUGUGGGAGGUAGUGUAGUGUAAUUACAGAGUGCAGACCUGCUCCACUCCGUACCAAGCCUGCCACAUCACUAUGGACGCAACGGAAUAUAAGACGUACUUAACCGUUGUCACCCUCUUCAGUGUCCUGUCGAUAUGCUGCUGUGCCCCUCAACGGUUCUGCCAGCCUGGAGACCACAAUUGGGGAAGAUGCAACAACGGUCCAGAUGAAGUCAAACCAGCCGUGUGUUCAGAGAUUAACCUGGGUUACUGCAACGACCUGGACUACUCCAGGACCAUCUUCCCUAACAUCCUAGGUCAGCAGUCUCGUCACGAGGUGGAGUCUGGAGCUGAGUACCUCCUCCUCUCUGUGAUCCACGGUCUCCUCAACGGGGAGUGUUCCCCCGACAUCCGUCUGCUGGGGUGCUCCGUACUCGCCCCGCGCUGCCAAGACCUACCCAGCCCCGCACCUGUCAAGUCAUGCCGCAGUGCAUGUGAGGCGGUGAGGAAGGGGUGUGGCCACGUGUUCGAGGGCAUCGACAUGGCGUGGCCUUACUUCCUAGACUGUGACCGAUUCUUCGCCGGCGAACAGGAAGGCUGUCACGACCCGUUGGCCCCGUUAAGAGCCAGACAGGAAGUGGCUUUCUCCAACCUGUCUCCAGACGAACCCUCCACCAUCAUUCAGUUCACGUACCACUCCAACGCCCAGAUGUACAGCGUUCUGAAGAGGACUGCUGCCAAGUGCUCUCACAUCUCCCGCACCUACAGUAUCGGACGCAGCACGGAGGGGAAAGACCUCCUGGCCAUAGAGUUCACAGACAACCCCGGAGGGCAUGAACUGUUGGAACCGGAGAUCAAGCUAGUUGGCAACAUGCAUGGCAACGAGGUCCUGGGUCGUCAGUUGCUGCUCUACCUGGCCCAGUACCUGUGUUCCGAGUAUCUCCUUGGCAACCAGCGUAUCCAGACGCUCGUAAACACCACGCGCAUCCACAUCCUGGCAUCCAUGAACCCCGACGGUUACGAGCUGGCGGCCGCCGAGGUAGAGGAUAGCAACGACCCGGAACAACAACCACACCACGACCAGGAAGGUCACGAGCUCAACGGUUGGACGGUGGGUCGCACCAACGCUCAGAACCUAGACUUGAACCGGAACUUUCCUGACCUCACGUCUAUCCUCUACCGGAAUCGCAGGAUCAAACGGUUCCGCACAGACCACAUCCCCAUCCCAGACUCUUACUGGUUUGGUAAGGUAGCGUCAGAGACCUAUGCAGUGAUGAAGUGGAUCAGGUCUGUGCCGUUUGUCCAGUCUGCGAGCCUCCAUGGCGGAGAGCUGGUGAUCUCUUAUCCCUUUGACUUCUCUAGACACCUCCAUGAAGAGAGGAUGUUCUCCCCUACACCUGAUGAACAGGCAUUUAAGCAGCUGGCCCGGACAUACGCAGACUCUCACGCCAGCAUGGCCGACAACAACACAGAGAGGUGUGGAGCGUCCUUCAUCCGGAGCGGAGGCAUCAUCAACGGAGCUCUGUGGUACAGCUUCCCAGGGGGCAUGUCAGACUUUAACUACCUCCACACUAACUGUCUGGAGAUUACGGUGGAGCUGGGCUGUGACAAGUUCCCUUCUGAAGAGGAGCUCUACCCAGAGUGGCUCAGGAACAAGGAGGCCCUGCUCAGUUUCAUGGAGUCGGUCCACAGAGGUAUUAAGGGAGUGGUGAAGGAUGAAGAGGGCUAUGGAAUAAAGGGAGCGUCCGUAUCUGUCAGGGGAAUUCGUAAAGAUGUCACCACAGCGGAGGAAGGUGAUUACUGGAGGUUAAUGAACUCAGGAACACACAUCAUAACAGCAUCAGCUAAAGGUUACUCCAAGGUCAGCAAGAGAAUUUACCUGCCUGCUCACAUGGAAAAAGCUGGCCGGGUCGACUUCGUGCUCAAAAAGGUCCCUGUUCAGCCAGUAGGACCAGACUACCACCUGUUCCUCAGCUCCUCCCUGGACACUUAUGAGCGCUUCGACCCUUACAACCACUUCCAGAGCUACGGCCGCUCCGAGCCGGGAGAACCGAGGGAACCCAGGGAACCCAGGGAACCGGGGAUGGGAGCAGAGGAGCAGGAGAAGCCGUGGUGGUGGAACUACUUUACUCAGGCAGGGGUCUCUGCUCCCACCUGGCUGCUACGGAACCACUAGAAGACUGGACAGGAGAAAGACUGGAACGGCACACUAUUCCCUUAUUCCCUAUUCCCUUAUUCCCUCGCACUAUUCCCUUAUUCCCUAUUCCCUUAUUCCCUCACACCAUUCCCUUAUUCCCUAUUCCCUUAUUCCCUCACACUAUUCCCUUAUUCCCUAUUCCCUUAUUCCCUCACACUAUUCCCUUAUUUGGUGCACUACAUUUGACCAAAGCCCAAGUGCAUUGUGGGGCGGCAGGAUAGCCUAGUGGUUAGAGUGUUGGACUAGUAGCCGAAAGGUUGCAAGUUCAAACCCCCGAGCUGACAAGGUACAAAUCUGUCAUUCUGCCCCUGAACAAGGCAGUUAACCCACUGUUCCUAGACCAGUUAACUCCACUGUUCAUAGACCAGUUAACUCCACUGUUCAUAGACCAGUUAACCCACUGUUCCUAGGCCGUCAUUGAAAAUAAGAAUUUGUUCUUAAACUGACUUGCCUAGUUAGGUAAAAUACAAAUUAUUUGUAGUUUGCAUCCCAAAUGGCACCCUAUUCCCUAUAUAGUACACCCUGUUCCCUAUAUAGUACACCCUAUUCCCUAUAUAGUGCACCCUGUUCCCUAUAUAGUCAAAAGUAGUGCCCUGUAAAGGGAAUGGGUGCUAUGUGGAAUGUCUCCUACAAGUAGAGGCAUGAAUUGGUUCUCAGUCUUUUUUUGGUUUCUGUCCCCCAUCACAUGUAGCUCUGGCCGGAGUACCACCCAACGUUCCCCUCAUGUUCCCAGAAGGCCUUAUGUUCUGUUUAGUCUUCCUGUGUAGAUAGGCCAGGUACCCUGUCCACCAGGGGAACACCUACCUCCACUAUGGACAGGAAUCUGAUCAUGUGUUGUGUCCUGACCAGGAAUGAUUCUGGGCCCUAUUAACAUAUUGGGUGUUCUAUUGUGUUUCAUUAAGACAUUCUAGUUCUGUGUUCCUCAGUGUUCUAUUGUGUUUCAUUAAGACAUUCUAGUUCUGUCUUCCUCAGUGUUCUAUUAUGUUUCAUUAAGACAUUCUGUCUUCCUCAGUGUUCUAUUGUGUUUCAUUAAUACAUUCUGUCUUCCUCAGUGUUCUAUUAUGUUUCAUUAAGACAUUCUGUCUUCCUCAGUGUUCUAUUAUGUUUCAUAAAGACAUGCUGUCUUCCUCAGUGUUCUAUUAUGUUUCAUUAAGACAUUCUGUCU
Molecule: messenger RNA, 3775 nt
Organism: Oncorhynchus nerka (sockeye salmon)
Lineage: Eukaryota; Metazoa; Chordata; Actinopteri; Salmoniformes; Salmonidae
Product: carboxypeptidase Z-like
Exons: 16
Coding region: 508-2589 (693 amino acids)
Biological process (GO): peptide metabolic process; protein processing
Molecular function (GO): zinc ion binding; protein binding; metallocarboxypeptidase activity
Source: RefSeq, a predicted model, not a curated record